Molecule: messenger RNA, 271 nt
Organism: Dibothriocephalus latus
Lineage: Eukaryota; Metazoa; Platyhelminthes; Cestoda; Diphyllobothriidea; Diphyllobothriidae
Source: the annotation of a GenBank genome assembly
UCAGAUACCUCUUGGAAUUUCCACCGCAGUCAAUGUUCGCGUGGGACAAGGUCUUGGUGCUUUCAAUCCUAGCGCAGCAAAGUUCACUUAUUUUACUGCGCUGACGGCUAUUGUUAUCAUAACCUUUCUUACGGCUGCCCCUGUGGUAAUGUUGCGGCACAGCAUUCCCUUUAUAUUUACCUCAGACGUGGAGGUUGCUGCCAAAGCCACAGAGAUCCUUCCCAUGUUGUUCAUAUUCCAGCUCUGUGAGGGCUUGGCUGUGAGUUUGUGA